Messenger RNA from Magnolia sinica, 3487 nucleotides. Its product is annotated as beta-amylase 7-like. NCBI's taxonomy places the organism in Eukaryota, Viridiplantae, Streptophyta, Magnoliopsida, Magnoliales, Magnoliaceae. Gene Ontology annotation, molecular function: beta-amylase activity. The record is from RefSeq and is a predicted model, not a curated record. The coding region runs from base 964 to 3090 and encodes 708 amino acids. The transcript has 10 exons. Gene Ontology annotation, biological process: polysaccharide catabolic process.
CGUAUUACCAAAAGUGAAAAGAUGGGUGCAUCUAUCAGCCCGAUGGGGCAUAGAUGUCAGUCACAGGGUCCUCGCCCUAGGGUUUGAGAUUACACGAAUCUUCGCAACGUGCCCUACGCACCCCCAACCCCGCUCGCGUGAUCCACACCAUCGGCACGUGCUACACGUGUCGCUCCUAUGGCCGUUGGAUCCGUUCCCUCGCCUCCUUCGUGUCAACAAAAACCCAAGCACGCGGCUCGCACACGAGCGAAACCCUAGAGACCGCCUCCCUUCCCCAACCUCCCCCACGGGCGACCGCCGGAAAAGCCGCCGGAGAACACGAAUCCGACCAUCGACGCUCGCCGAGGAAGAAGGUCCUGCCAUAGAGCCCACGCAUCUGGCUGCCGGACCUCGCCGGAGGUACCCCCGGCGCCUUGCCGGAAAACCUGGCUUUCGUAGGAAGGGGGCUGGAUCUGUACGGAAAGCGUCGAGAUCUUGAAGCUUUUGAGAGAGAGAGGAGCAGAAGAAGAAAAAGCUGCGUUUUUUCCAUGAAGGAGAAAAGGUAAGAUCUGUUUUUCUAGAGCUCGAAAAAUGCCGGUGUAGAUCGUAUUUUUGAAGAAUAUUUCAUCUUUCCGAAGGCGGAAGCUCUGGAAAGAAGAUAACAGCUUCGAAAUCGCAACCUGUGAGGUGAAAAAAUCUCGGAUCAGAGCUUUGGAAGCGAGAAUCCUGCAGAAAAAAGCUCGAAUGUGAUGCUCGAAGUCGGAGAAUCCGACAGGAGGAAGCGCGGAUUUGGAGCUUCAGAGACGAUAAUCCGAGAAGAGAGGCGAUUCUGCAGAAAGCUUCUCCUCAGAUCCAAAUAAGAGAGAGAGAAUUAGGGUUAGGUUUCUUAGAGAGAAUUUUGAAUUUUGAUAAAGAGAUAAGAGUUAGGGUCGAGAGAGAGAAAGGGGAGUUAAGGUUAGGGUUAGGGUUUUCAGAGAGGCGGAGAUGGACAGAAUGGGAGGAACUAGCGAUGAAGAGGAAGAGGAGGAAAUCGAGAUGGAGAUAAAGGAAGAAGACGAAGAAGACGACGAGGAUGACGACAUGGAUGAAGGUAGAGGUGGUGGCGGGACGAUCCUGGCGGGGAUUGGUAUCGAGCAGAUGGUGAACAUCGGUGGGGCCGGCGAGAACGUAUACUACAGGAUACAGCAGCCCCAGCAGCUGCAACAGAUGCAGCUACAGCAGCCGCAGCAUCAAGGAGGGGAGGUGGGCCAGAUGGUGGUGGUGGGAGUGAGGAGAAGCAGGCCAAAGGAAGAGAAGGAACGGACGAAGCUGAGGGAGCGGCAUCGCCGGGCUAUCACGGCCCGCAUACUAGCUGGAUUGCGUCGGCAUGGGAAUUACAAUCUCAGAGUUAGGGCCGACAUCAACGACGUGAUCGCCGCUCUGGCCAGGGAGGCCGGGUGGGUCGUGCUUCCUGAUGGGACCACCUUCCCUUCCAGAUCAUCGUCCACGUCCCAGCAGACAGGGCGGCCCUCCACUGGCUCUCCUGCAGUGGCGGCGACCCCAGUGGCAGCACAGACGCCGCCUGCACCCCUGCGGGGCGUCUCUUCCACUGGGGCCCGAAGCUCCGUUGAGUACCGCCCGAUGAAGAGUGUCUUUGUGCCAGCGUCUACGCCCACUGCUGCUCGGCCUCGGACUGCGGCUAUGUUGGGAGACGGAGGAGAGCGGACUGAGAAUUCGCCCCUUGUCGGCAGCUGCAUGGAAACGGUAGACGACAAGCAGAUGAUGGCCAUACCUCCGAAGAUGCAAGAACGAGACUUUGCUGGCACUCCUUAUGUUCCAGUCUAUGUGAUGCUUCCUCUGGGUGUUAUCAACAUGAAAUGCGAGCUGAUGGAUCCAGAUGGUCUACUUAAACAGUUGAGAAUUUUAAAAUCUGUUAAUGUUGACGGUGUUAUGGUUGAUUGCUGGUGGGGAAUAGUUGAGUCACAUGUACCACUGGAGUACAAUUGGAGUGGUUAUAAGCGGCUUUUCCAGAUGGUGCGAGAUCUGAAGCUAAAAUUGCAGGUGGUAAUGUCAUUUCAUGAAUGCGGAGGCAAUGUUGGUGAUGAUGUGUGUAUACCCCUACCUCAUUGGGUGGCAGAAAUUGGCAGAACCAAUCCGGACAUAUUUUUUACUGAUAGAGAAGGAAGGCGUAACCCUGAAUGUCUGACAUGGGGAAUCGAUAAGGAACGGGUUUUAAGAGGUCGGACUGCAGUUGAGGUUUACUUUGACUACAUGAGAAGCUUUCGAAUAGAAUUUGAUGAAUUCUUUGAGGAUGGCGUUAUUUCUGAGAUUGAAGUUGGGUUAGGUCCCUGUGGAGAGCUGCGGUAUCCAUCCUAUCCUGUAAAGCAUGGUUGGAGAUAUCCUGGUAUUGGGGAAUUCCAGUGUUAUGAUCAGUAUCUAUUGAAGAGUUUGAGAAAGGCAGCUGAAGCAAGGGGGCACUCUUUUUGGGCUAGAGGACCAGAUAAUGCUGGCACUUAUAAUUCCCGCCCACACGAAACUGGAUUCUUUUGUGAUGGAGGUGACUAUGACAGCUAUUAUGGCAGAUUCUUCCUUGGUUGGUAUGCGCAAGUUUUGGUUGAUCAUGCUGACCGUGUAUUGUCUCUGGCCAAGUUGGCUUUCGAAGGCACCUGCAUUGCUGCAAAGAUCUCCGGGAUUCAUUGGUGGUACAAGACAGCCAGCCAUGCUGCUGAGCUGGCUGCUGGGUUUUACAACCCAUGCAACCGUGAUGGUUAUGCUUCAAUAGUAGCCAUGUUGAAUAAGCACGCGGCUGCUCUUAACUUCACAUGCGUUGAGUUGCGCACUCUGGACCAGCAUGAGGACUUCCCAGAGGCAUUGGCAGAUCCCGAAGGCUUGGUCUGGCAGGUUUUGAAUGCUGCAUGGGAUGUUGGUAUACCUGUGGCAAGUGAAAAUGCACUUCCGUGCCAUGAUAGAGAUGGCUAUAACAAGAUACUGGAAAAUGCCAAGCCCAUGAAUGAUCCAGACGGAAGGCACUUGGCUGCAUUCACCUACCUCCGGCUCAGCACUGAUCUUAUGGAGAGAUCCAACUUCUCAGAGUUCGAGCGGUUUGUCAAGAGAAUGCACGCCUGCACAUGACAUGUCUCGUUUUCAUUGGCAGGGGAAGCAGUGCUGGAUCUCCAGUUGUAGAGAGAGGAGGGGAGGCUUGCAAUCCUUAGUGUAUCUGUGGUAAUCUGUUAUUUGCAUGAAAUUAUAUUUGCUUCUUUGCAAGCUGUAAGAGGAAAAAGGAGAAAAAAGAAGCUCUUUUGUUAGUAUAGCCAGCCAAACCCUCCUUUGUAAAGAAAUUCCAAUGAAGGAAAAUGACAUUCAUAACCCCCCACCUUAGCAGCUGCACCCUUUGUUUAUCUGAUCCCAGAAACAAAAGGGUGUUUUGUUUCCAAUGCAGUUGAAAAUUUCGGCACGCUCAUGUACUAGUAGACUGAGAAAGCAGUAAUGAGUUUUCACUUUUCAGCCUUUGGUGGCUAAUUUACCAUAA